CCUACCGUGAACAAUCAAGUUUGAACAAACUGAAAUUUUAUAAAAGAAGAUCUUCAGUGUCUUGGAAGACUAGUCUGUUGAAGAAAGUGGCAACGGUAUCUUCUCGCGAGCCCCGAAGAUUGUAGCAUAAAUUCAGUUGAUUACCAUUUCUCCUCAUUAGGCUCCAAAGCGCUGCUGCACUACGAUUUCAUACAGUGACGACGGCAACCGUUUAAAUGCGCGAGAAACCGGGUGUGCGAGAACAAGUUUGUGAACUUAAAACUUUGGCGAAACUUAAGUGAAAGAAUCAUAAAAUAUAAUAUGGACAACUCGCAAUGACUAACAGCAUUUUACGACAGGAUAAAAAUGAUAUCCAGCGCCGUAGAAGUUCAAUGUAAACGGCAAACGCAUACGAAGCAAUUAUUUCAUUACAACUAACAACCUGGGUAAUCAGUCAGCGAGCAGGUGUUAAACUGGGCACGAAAAGAGAAAUGAUUCAAACGGUUUGAACUUGAUCCACGGUGUCUAAUGGGCAAGAAAAAUUGAACCAAGUAACACAUAAUUAGUAAACAUUGGCAGCUAUGGAUUAUCGGCAUCUAACGUUCACGAUAUUCUUGAUAUGUUCUACAAUCGCAGUGGAAAUUUCGAACCUUAGCGUGUUAGAUUCAUCAAACGAUUACGAUCUCACUAAUACCGCGCAACCAUUCACAAGCAACGAUGACCUACCAAGGUUAUACCGUCGGAAACGGCAGGAUAUCGAAAUACAUCGUGUAAUCAAACGACGACCAAAAUUACCACCACCGAUUCCCCGUGGUCGAAAACCAAGACCGCCGAGGCGACCACCAAAGCCAAAAGUAAAGUAUGGACCACCGAACGUUAAUUUUCCUCCACUGUCGUAUUACAGUCCACAAAACUUUGAUGAUACUUUUGGACCAGUUUUUGAAACAUCAUUUCCUGAUCAGAAUUCAUUCGGUGAGCCGCCAGGUAGUUAUAGAAACCCAUUACAACCUUCACCAACAUUCGGUUCACCUCCGUUCGCCUAUGGUCAUACUACAACCUCUUAUCAAGGAUCGACAUUUGGAAAACCUAGUUUCGAUAGUGGUAAUUUCGAAGAAUUCGGCAGGCCUACUAAUUUGGAUGGAUAUGAUUUGCCCAAAUUCCAUAGUUCACCACCCAACUUUCCAUUUAGUAAAAUUCCCGGUUUCAAUGGACAGAGUGCAUCGUCCUCAUUUAGUGUAAGUAGACAACCAUCCUAUCCACCAGCUUCAUCAUUCCCAGGAAGUGGAUCAUCCUCGUUCAGUAGCAGUAAACCGUCCUCCUUCCAAGAAACGUCAUCAUCAUUCCUGGGAAGCGAAUCCAAUUUCAAUUCUCAAAAGGGUCUAUCGAGCUAUACCUCACUAACCGAAGUGGAGGGUCCAAAACAUCAGUUUCCUUUGGAAAGCUUCAAUAAGGAUCUGUAUAAAACACCUUUAACGUCCUACGAGGUCCCAUUGACAUACACUAAACAACAUUUAUUCGAGCCCAAUAGAAAUUUGGAGUCUGCUUUCAAAUCCCCACCAAAGAGCCAUUUAAGUGGUGGCAUUUCCUCAACACAUAGCACUACCCACAGUUCUUCUGACGGCGAGGAAGAUGAUGAUUUUCCUAGUCUACCGAGUCGCUACGAACAGGAUCAAUUUCACAACCCAUCUAAGUCAAAUCCAAACAAACCUUUGACCAGUACAAUCCAAACUAUUGCAGACAAUGAUCCGUUCACUAAUGUGAACUCCUACUACGAUGGGGAAUCCGAAUCGAAGAAAGUUUCAGUUAAAACUAAGAACAAUCAAGAAGGAUCAACCGACGGGACUCUUACACUGGAUGAACUAUACAAUUCCUCAGCCAAACGUACUAAAGGUCGCCGCAGAAAGAAACCCAAACCUGUAAUCCCUCCGGUGGGCCAUAAUUUGGAUACAGAUGAUUUGCGUGACGCCUAUGGAGCAAGUUCAGAUUUCCACCAAGUUGCGAUUGAUGCGGAUGAAUUUCUAGAAUUUGAACCACAAAAACAAGUGAAGCAUUCUAAGCCUGUGGCGGUAGCAGCAACCCGAGAUGAAGAUAAAUCUCCAUCGAUAUUUGUCCUUCUUUCAGCCCAAAACAAGAACAAACCGAAAAAUCACAGAAAUUCGCCAUCAAAUCACAACUACCAAAAAGAUUCGCAGUCGUUACCGGAGUCAGAUUUUAAAGCCUUAGACCUCAACUAUUUCAAAUCAAUUGAAACUCAGCCCAAACAUACUCCAUCCAAUGCGGCCGAUCAAGAUGAAGUGAAUAUACUUUCAAUUCAAAAAUCCAAGUCUAAGAAUUAUUACGCAGGAACCAGUAAUAAACCACGGUUUAUGUUUACUGAAUUUCCACUGACACGACGACGCACCGGAGGGUAUUACAGAGCUAACUUAGACUACGAAAUGUUAGACAAAGAUGAUGAAACCGACGACGUGGCGGAAAAUGUUGCCAAAUUAUUCGGCGGAAGAAUAACCAACAAAGACAAGACUACAAGUGAUUCUGCAGAUGAAUAAGAAUAGUCUGAAAAAAAAUUGCAACAUCUGUACAACUUAAAUCAUUUAAUAUUACAAAUAUUUAUUAUUGUUUUGUUUAAUAAAAUGAGUUAUGAGUA
Molecule: messenger RNA, 2623 nt
Organism: Wyeomyia smithii (pitcher-plant mosquito)
Lineage: Eukaryota; Metazoa; Arthropoda; Insecta; Diptera; Culicidae
Exons: 2
Coding region: 561-2525 (654 amino acids)
Source: RefSeq, a predicted model, not a curated record